AUGCCAGCAUCUGCAGGACGAGUCCGAAUGCCCCAUAACAACCGCGUGAGUACUAGUGCUUCAUUGCAAACACAUGCAAUCUGGCAAACUGCAAUUGGUCACGAUCCCUAUGCUGCAGCGUCUGAAGCAAAUCAGCAGGAGAGUGCUCGUGAAGAGGCUCUCGCGGGAAAAAAGAAGCUCAAGGAAGUUAUGGGGAUGGCAAGGAGCCAGAAUCUCACUGACUCUGCGAACAGAAGUGGUUUCACCGCCCAGAUGUACCGAGGAUUAAAGAAGGGAAAGCAGCAUCGAGGAGAAGGCGAGACACAACAAAGUUCCGAUCCGAACCUACAAAGUUUGUUGGACGACCCUUCCAGCAGCAGCGAGGAAGAGUUUGUGGAGGUCGCAGUCAAACGGAAAAAAAAGAAGUCUUCUCGAAAAAACGAGAUCGGAAGAAGGCGCGACCCUUCUCCCGAAGACAGUGACUCUUCGUCUAACGAAUCAUCUGGACGACGUAGGAAGAUGGAGAGAAAACGAAAGAAUCGAAAACGUAGCAGGAGUAUGAAAAGUCGAAGGAUAUCCAGCAAUGGUGAUGAUCAUAGUCAUAAUUCUGUUCAUAUGAGAAGGAAAAAGAGAAAAGCUUCGAAGAGAUGA
This is a messenger RNA of Cylindrotheca closterium, 630 nucleotides long. The record is from the annotation of a GenBank genome assembly. NCBI's taxonomy places the organism in Eukaryota, Bacillariophyta, Bacillariophyceae, Bacillariales, Bacillariaceae.